AACAGAGGCGGAGCAAACCUCUCCCUGCGUUGUAAAGUUUCCUCCCCGCAUUUGCUGUGCGAGGCAUUUGUGCGGGGUGCAUGGCCGACUGACUUUACCGCAAUGGAUAAUGUGUUUUUCUGUAGAGUAGCUGUGUGAACGGUGCGACGGAGACGGAGCAGAUGCGGCUCUUGCCAUGAUUCGUCCCGGGAAGCAGAGCUUUCAAGCGGCGUUGAUCUUUCUGUCUGUCGCCCAGCUGACUGCAGGUCUGAGGUGUGUUUGCCAGCUUUGUGCCAACCACACAUGUGAGACGACCGCAGACGGUGCCUGCUGGAACUCUGUGAUGCUGAUUGACGGGAAGGAGGAGACGGACAAGUCCUGCCUGUCGCCCUCUAAGUUGAAGGGCCAGGUCUUUUGCUACAGCUCCCGAAAUGUCUCCAAGAGGAACUGCUGCUUCACUGACUUCUGCAACAAUGAGACUCUGCACUUACACCCAGAAAGGCCUUUGGAAGAGCCUGGCUGGAGCAGGCUGCAGCUCACUGUGUUGAUCCUGGUUCCCUCCUGCCUGUUGUGUGUGGGGAUCCUGCUCGGUGUGUUCGUUGUGCAGGGCCGCCGCUGUGCCUACAGCAGAGCCCGCAAGCAGGACCAAGAGGAGCCUCUGGAUGACCAGAUGCUAAUGUCCACUGACAAAAGUCUUAAAGACCUCAUCUAUGACAUGAGCACCUCAGGCUCUGGAUCAGGUCUGCCACUGCUGGUCCAGCGAACUAUAGCUCGGACCAUUGUCCUGCAGGAGACCAUUGGGAAAGGUCGGUUUGGUGAAGUGUGGCGGGGAAGGUGGCGAGGAGAAGAUGUGGCGGUGAAGAUCUUCUCCUCCAGGGACGAGAGAUCAUGGUUUCGUGAAGCAGAGAUUUAUCAGACAAUCAUGCUCAGACAUGAGAACAUCUUGGGCUUCAUUGCUGCUGACAACAAAGAUAAUGGCUCAUGGACCCAGCUCUGGUUGGUGUCAGAGUACCAUGAGCAUGGCUCUCUGUAUGACUACCUGAACAGGUACACAGUCUCCUUGGAAGGCAUGAUCGUCCUCGCUCUGUCCAUAGCCAGUGGGCUGGCGCAUCUCCACAUGGAAAUCAUUGGAACACAGGGGAAACCUGCCAUUGCUCACAGGGAUCUAAAGUCUAAAAAUGUCCUGGUGAAGAAGAACGGCACGGCAGUCAUUGCGGAUUUGGGCUUGGCUGUGAAACAUGACUCAAGCACCAACUCCAUUGACAUGCCGUCCAACCACAGAGUGGGAACCAAGCGGUACAUGGCCCCAGAAAUCCUCGAUGAGACAAUCAAUAUAACUAGCUUUGAGUCAUUCAAGAGGGCGGAUAUCUACUCGCUAGGUCUGGUGUUCUGGGAACUAGCCCGAAGAUGCUCUGUUAGAGGACUUCAUGAAGAUUUCCAGCUGCCUUAUUACGACCUGGUGCCUUCUGAUCCGACCAUCGAGGACAUGAGGAAGGUGGUGUGUGAGCAGAAACUCAGACCCAACGUUCCCAACCAGUGGCAGAGCUGUGAGGCUCUGCGUGUGAUGGGCAAACUGAUGAGAGAGUGCUGGCAUGCCAACCCUGCUGCUCGACUCACUGCUCUGCGGGUCAAGAAAACGGUGUCUCAGCUGUCUGCCAUCAAGGAUGUCAAAGAUUAGUUAGAUUUGUUGCCCUGCAGAUCAGCACUGGUGCUGGCACUGGUACAACAUGAUGGACUGAGAGUUGUUGAAAGCAACAACUGUGAGAAACUGUUCUCUCUAACGGCCUGAGGCUGCCCUCUUCAGGACACAACAACACUGUUCACCCUCAGAGAGCAACUUCAGGUUGUUUUUGGUGCCAAAGUAUUGUAGGGGGUGUCUGUGGCUGCUUUGCACAUAGACACCUAGGUAAAAACAAAAUUGAACCAAACUGCUGAACUUUUGGUCGGAAGAGCCAUAUGAAAUAAGAAUAUGUCUUAUAUAUAUAGAGAUUAUUUUGCUACCUCAAACAUUUAAGUGCCCAAAGCUUGAAGUUGCACAUUGUGAUGUUUUUGUGCCAUAUCUUGUAUCAAAUACAGUAUUGCUGAGUAGUUAGUGUGCUAACUGACAAUCACAAAUGAUACUGGAUAAGACACCCUGACUGGUUCUGACUGGUUUUAAAUGCAACACUUACAUACUGUCCCUGAUAAUCUGAAUUUUAAAGUGUUAAAAGUGUACACUUAACAGGAAUACAACUGUGCAUUUCCAAGUGGAAAACAUCCUUUAGCUAAAUUUAGUUUGUUUUCAGUGUGAUUUAGUUCUGACUAGUGAUUUUAACCACCAUAGCUCCAUGAAUGGCAAUGAAGUUUGUCCAUUCGAUCUGUUGGUCCAAAUACCUCGACAUGUAUUGAAUGGAUCACAAUGACAUUCCUGGUCCCCAGAGGAUGAACCCCCGAUCCCCUGACUUUAAGUAUAUCUAAAGGCUGAUUCUCAGUUUAGUUGAGCUGAAACUAAUAAGAAUUACCGUAAAAUCAUUAGAGGUUUGGAUUUAAAGACAAAACUUUAAGUAUUUGGACAGACGUAGUGGUAAGAAUUAAAUUUAAAUAAUAAAGCAGUCUCCAUAUUUGAACAGCCUCAUGGGAUUAGUAGAGUGGCUAUAGACGUUUUCUUUGUCUUGUCCUUUACAGAAAGAGAAGUACAACUAUAAGCUCCUGCUAUACAUUUUGCACAUUUAAAGCUUUCAGUUGCUGAAAAAGCUGCUUUCUUGACAGGUGAAUGCUAGUUUGCUGACAAACAAAAGCUCAAUUAUGAAUGUGAAAAGUCAUUUUUUUUUUAUAUUUCUCAAAUGUAUUUAUUUAGACUGGAAGCAUGUUAUUCAAAUUAUUAAAUCUUAGCAACCCUAAUGCAUGGGUCAAAACAUCAGUAUUGUUAACAUUGGCUCAUUGGUAUUUCUUUUGACAGGGAAAUCUAACAACUAAGCCCAGUACAUGUUAGAAAACACUCAAUCUUUCAAGCCCAAUGCUGUUUUACAGCAGGUGUCCCAAUGUACAAGGUAAUUAUGAUGAAAUCAAAGACCAAGAUAAGAUCAGAGCUUGAUAAAGCUAAUGAUAAACUCAUAAAACAAGAGGAUAACAACAAAUUGUUUCAGUUUAAGACAUUUCACUUGGAGACCACAGUCUGGGUGAUGGGUGCUCUUAUGAUCACCAAUGCCACUGGCUGUUGAGGCCUGUAAAGCCUUGUCAAAACAGGCUUAGGGGAAGUGCACAUCAGUGAAUCUGUACACCAUGUAUGCUUGUAUGCAUCCACAUGUGUGAAAGUGUGCCUGCGUGUGUGUGUGUGCGUGCGUGUGUGUGCGUGUGUGUGUGUGUGUUUCAUAUCAUGUGAAGUGAUCCUGGGAUUAAUGAUGUGAAUCUGAUCAUUGUAGUGUUUUUGAAACAUGGUGCUGUCAAGAAAACCUUUCCAUGUUUCCCAUCCAUCAUGGCUUUUUAAUACAUCCUCCGUUAAUGUUCAUGUUUUUAGUUGCUAAGGUUUACAUACUUCCAUGUAGCUGCUUAGUGUUGACACACAUACGUGUCCUGCUGUUAUGAAGGUGUCAUUGUUAUUACUGGUUGAUAUGUAGCAUCAGCUGUGUUGGCUCUUAAAAAUAAGCUAUGUACAGUAGCCUGGCGCUCUCUUGACAAAUAUCAGUUAAUGAACAAGUUUUCAUUUUUUCUUUCUAUGAAAUGAUUAGUUGACUUCAAUCAUAGGAUCAUUUGACUUUGUAUGGUGCAGAAUAUAUAUAAAAGAAAUAUUGAAAAUGCAGUAUUAAAGCGUCCGUCCAUUGAAAAUGGAAAUGAAAAUGGAUUAUCUGAUGUUGGAUCUUUGCUGAGCCAAGCUUAUAUUUUGUCUAUUGUGUCAUAGCUGCUUCUCCAAGAAUCAGACAGGUGACACAACUCAUAGCUAAGCAUAUGAAAAACUUAUCAAUCCUUCCAAAGAGGAGUGACCACCAUGUGCAAUUUCUGACUGGUGUCUUUUUAAUAUAUUGUAUAUAAAAUUGCUAAAUAUGAACAAACAUUAUAUAUUAUAUUAUAAUAAUACCGCUUUCAUGAAAAUAAGACCUACUUUUUGAUUUCCAAACCAUCCAGUCAUUUAGAUCAAUACUUUUGAUUUAUGUGAAACUGUUUUGUGUCAUUGCUCAGAUUUCAUGCCAUUGAAUUGUAUCUUUUCUCUUGCACUAUUUAUUCUGUAUAGAAAGUAGUGAUAUUAGUGGGUCAAUAAACUGUUUUUCAUGAAGUUAA
Messenger RNA from Perca fluviatilis (European perch), 4233 nucleotides. RefSeq names its product activin receptor type-1C. Gene Ontology annotation, cellular component: plasma membrane; activin receptor complex. Gene Ontology annotation, molecular function: ATP binding; activin receptor activity, type I. The record is from RefSeq and is a predicted model, not a curated record. Gene Ontology annotation, biological process: cellular response to growth factor stimulus; activin receptor signaling pathway; protein phosphorylation. The transcript is spliced from 9 exons. The coding region runs from base 176 to 1657 and encodes 493 amino acids. Lineage: Eukaryota; Metazoa; Chordata; Actinopteri; Perciformes; Percidae.